Molecule: messenger RNA, 2837 nt
Organism: Sebastes umbrosus (honeycomb rockfish)
Lineage: Eukaryota; Metazoa; Chordata; Actinopteri; Perciformes; Sebastidae
Gene: drd3
Product: dopamine receptor D3
Exons: 8
Coding region: 546-1916 (456 amino acids)
Biological process (GO): adenylate cyclase-activating adrenergic receptor signaling pathway
Cellular component (GO): membrane
Molecular function (GO): dopamine neurotransmitter receptor activity, coupled via Gi/Go; G protein-coupled receptor activity
Source: RefSeq, a predicted model, not a curated record
CUUUUACAGUGCAGGACAGGACUGUAACACGAGUCAAGCAUAUAAUAUCAUCAUUUGUAUCCUAGAAUAUUUCAUUUAAAGUAAAAUAUUGAAGGAAAACAUGACAUCAAAAUAUCUUUUUUUGGGGGGGGGGUUGUAAUAAUUGGUCACCUUCAUUUGCCAUCUGCAUCCGCGCGCAAAGGGAGACACCUGACGUCUCCAUCACGUGCGCACGCCUCCAAGUGUGGCUGCAAAAUCAAAGUGUUGGUUGAAAAAAAAAAAAAAAAAGCCCAAUGCAUGUUACCGACAGUCACACAGCCACAGAGCGUUGGUGGAAAUGUAGUAAGUGAGAGGUUCAUCUGUGAGAGCUUCCCACAUCCACAGUCUGCUGCGCGUAAUGGCACCGAGCGCUCCUCCUGCUGCUGCUGCUGCUGGACGAGAUGACCGGAUAACUUUUAACUCUGCACGGAUGAUGCUUCACCUCGAUGGCAUCUGAUGAAUUCUUCACUGGGAAACAGUAACAGGUCUGCCAAACAUCUCACCUCCCAUGUCACCGGGACGUCUCCAUGGCGAUGUUUAGCAGCGCAGAGCGGGUCUGGAACGAAUCAGACCGCUUCGGAUGGGACUCGGAGAGGAAUGAGAGCUCAGAGGCACCGGGGCAGGAUGAGCGUAACUACUACGCCAUGCUCUACUCCCUGCUCAUCCUGGCCAUCGUGUUUGGAAACGUGCUGGUGUGUCUGGCUGUGCUGAGGGAGCGCUCUCUCCAGACGACUACCAACUACCUGGUGGUCAGCCUGGCGGUGGCCGACCUGCUGGUGGCCUCGUUGGUCAUGCCCUGGGCUGUGUACCUGGAGGUGGUCGGCGGCGCCUGGCUUUUCAGCCGGCUCUACUGUAACGUCUUCGUCACGCUAGAUGUGAUGAUGUGCACCGCCAGUAUCCUCAACCUGUGUGCUAUCAGCAUUGACAGGUAUACAGCAGUGGUGAUGCCCGUCUUAUACAACACCACCCAUCGCUCCAGGAAGAGAGUCUUUAUGAUGAUUAGCACCGUGUGGGUCCUGGCUUUCACCGUCUCCUGUCCGCUGCUGUUUGGUUUCAACACCACAGAUGACCCCCUGGUGUGCUCCAUCUCCAACCCGGAUUUUGUGAUCUACUCCUCGGUGGUGUCCUUCUACCUGCCGUUUAUUGUCACUCUGCUGGUCUACAUCCGGAUCUACGUCUUCCUCCGGAUGAGGAGGAAGAGGAUCACCUUCGGCCAGGUCAGCGGGAAGGUGCAGCCAGGCUCGACUCCGCCGUCUGUGGAGACCUGUCUACAAGAGGAGACUCCCAAGGCGAAGCAAGACCUGUCACCUAUACGGAUUAAAGUGCAGAGUGUAGAGCCUUCAGUUCCCUCCAAGCCCAACCUGCUGUCAGGAUGCCUGUGGCGCAAACGCCCAAAGACGGGACCCGUGGAGAACUCCAUGCUUCCCCCGGUGGACACGCACAACUGUUGCAGCAUCAGCCACGCCUCCUGCGGUCGCACCGAGCUGGAUCUGGAGCAGGGGCGUGGCGGGGAGGAGGCGGAAGAGGACAACCAGGACGAAGGGCCUCCCGUCAGGAUGAGCUGCGAGGUGAAGGAUCUGUCCAACGGACGAACACACACGUCACUGCGGUUGAUGGCUCAUUCUCAUAUCAACACGCCACGAUUCAGGAGCAUGCAUGCACGGGAGAAAAAGGCCACUCAGAUGCUGGCCAUUGUGCUCGCGGUGUUUCUCAUCUGCUGGCUGCCUUUCUUUGUGACUCACAUUGUGAACACCCACUGCAGGACAUGCUACGUGCCUCCUGGGCUUUACAGUGCUUUCACCUGGCUGGGUUAUGUCAACAGUGCCCUCAACCCUAUUAUCUACACCACCUUCAACAUCGAGUUCAGACGGGCCUUCAUCAAGAUCCUCAGCUGCUGAAGAAAACAGCUCGCCAGGACUAUUAAAAUGGAAAUCAGGCUGUGCACUUGUGCUACAACUCAAGCGUGGAUGCAACACAGAUGACCACAGAUGCACGCUGGUCAUGGUCCAGAUGAGCAAAGAUGUCCUACAGGAGUUACACAGUAGCAGCAAGGCAAGGCAUCAAAAAACAACAGACGCUGUGGUACGGUAUGCAAUAAAGUAUUUUUACUUCAAAACACUUUUUUUCUCACCAGGGUUGGAACAUUUGAACAGUAUUACUCCUCAAAUAAGACUUUUGCACACGGUCUGAUUGAUAGCACAAGGUGUUGGACUUUCUUGUGGAUAUGUCUUGUACAGUAAGCUCUUUGGCAGAGGACGUUCCAAUCGAUGUAAGUUUGGAUGCUCUUUGGACCCAAGAUGAAGCCUUGAGGCUGAUAAAUUGAUCGUUUAGAGCUGAGGCCCGUCGCCACUGCACUGUGUGGAUUAACUGAUGCAACUCACCUCCCCGCUCACCCCUUACUUCACCAUCAUCACCAUCAGUUACUCUCCAGUGCAUGCACACAUCAAAUUUCAAAGGCGUUCACUUGAAUUGUGCAAGAAGGAUUGUAUUGAUCCCUGCCAAGACUCACAUCAUCAUUUUGAAGAUUGUCCUAUAUAUUGAUGUGGAAGCAUUGUGCUCAACGUGGAUUCAUUAGAAUAAAAAAAAAAAUGAGAUUUUGAUGUAAUGCACAGUGGAAACAUUUUCAGUGUUUUUUUUGUUUUUUUUUUUAAAGGAACUGUCUGGUGAGUUGCCUGCUGGCUGUUCUGAUGCGCUGAUGAAAGCAGGAGCUUUGUGAUCUUAACAAAUCAAGCAGGAUUGUAAACUGCGUGGUGGGCAGGUCUGUCAUGGACAGAGCAUUUACUGCAGUGCGUUGUAAAUAAAAGAAAUGAUGAAAUGUU